Molecule: messenger RNA, 570 nt
Organism: Aspergillus viridinutans
Lineage: Eukaryota; Fungi; Ascomycota; Eurotiomycetes; Eurotiales; Aspergillaceae
Exons: 3
Coding region: 1-570 (189 amino acids)
Molecular function (GO): heme binding; oxidoreductase activity, acting on paired donors, with incorporation or reduction of molecular oxygen; iron ion binding
Source: RefSeq, a predicted model, not a curated record
AUGAGUGAGGAUCACACCUUGCCGAAACCAGAUCGGCCCGUGACGAUAUUCGACGAACUUUUGAGAUCAACUGCAGUGAAAGAGACGUACGAUAGCCAGACAUCCGGACUGGUUGAUGAGGCAUUUGGGUUCCUUAUUGGCGGCAGCGAUACAACAACCAUGUCACUGGCUUAUGGAACUUACUUUCUUCUCACCUCUCCAAAACAAUUUGGACGACUUCGCGAUGAGCUGGAUGAGGCGAUGCCAUAUAUCAAAAGCCCUGACUGGAAUCAAAUCCAGAGACUCCCGUACUUGACUGCUAUCGUAAAAGAAACACUGCGCCUAUCCAGCGUUGUUCCUGGCAUUCUACCACGAGUAGUUCCCCCCCAGGGGGCCACUGUCCAGGGCAAAUUUAUUCCUGGGGGUUCGUACGUCUCCGUCAGCUCCAGCCUGAUCCAUGGCAAUCCAGCAUUAUUCCCGGAACCCGACGCCUUCCUUCCGGAAAGAUGGCUUGGUGAGCAGGGAAAGCUCCUGGAAAAAUGGAACGUUGCAUUUAGCAAAGGACCACGUCGGUGUAUUGGUAGCUCGUAA